Molecule: messenger RNA, 1275 nt
Organism: Alnus glutinosa
Lineage: Eukaryota; Viridiplantae; Streptophyta; Magnoliopsida; Fagales; Betulaceae
Product: ethylene-responsive transcription factor 5-like
Exons: 1
Coding region: 77-1069 (330 amino acids)
Biological process (GO): ethylene-activated signaling pathway; regulation of DNA-templated transcription
Molecular function (GO): DNA-binding transcription factor activity; DNA binding
Source: RefSeq, a predicted model, not a curated record
UCUCAAACCUUCCACACAUUCAAAAACCUUCUUUCUCUUCUCCUGCCUUGAUCAACAACCUACAUAUAACGUAUUCAUGGCCACCCCAUUCCAACAAGUUUCCUCCGCUCUCGAGCUUAUCAAGCUUCACUUGCUCGGUGACCUCUCUCCCCUCGGGACCCCUGCUUCUGCUUCUGCUUCCCACUCUCACUCUCAAUCCCUCUCCGACUCUCUCUGUUCCCGAACUUCAAGUUCCGCCUCUUCCAUGGCCAUCCCAGAUCCUUUCAGCACCUCCGACGACCUCUUCGACUUCGACUUCACCUUCCCCACCGAUCUCUUCCAAUUCCAAGUGAACCCAGAGAUCAUCGACCUCACUACGCCCAAAUCCGUCUCCCAAAGCUUCUUCGAAUUUGAAGCCAAGUCUGAUCCUUCAGUGGAUCUCACUUCGACCUCCCAAUCCAACAGCAACUCCUUCAAAUUCGAGUCGGGGUCUCCAACGAUUCAGAAACCCGCGCUGAAGAUCUCACUCCCGAGCAAAAGCAAAACAGAGUGGAUACAAUUCGGGAACCAGAAUGCCCAACCUCAACCUUCGCUGUCCGUUCCGGAAAACCCAAGUGUGGAAGUGAAAAGGCACUACAGAGGGGUCCGACGAAGGCCGUGGGGCAAGUACGCGGCAGAGAUCCGAGAUCCCAACCGUCGCGGCUCGCGCGUGUGGCUGGGGACCUUCGACACGGCUAUAGAAGCCGCCAAGGCCUACGACCGAGCCGCGUUCAAGCUCCGCGGCUCGAAAGCCAUCCUCAACUUCCCACUCGAAGCCGGGAAGUCGGGAACGGGCUCCGCGUCCGGCGAGAGAAAACGGCGCCGUGAGGAGGAUGAAGCAACGAAGGAGAUGGUGGUGGUGGUGAAGAAGGAGAGGUCGAGGGAGUACUCUCAGCAGGGCACGCGUAGUUGUACGAGGGAUAUGCCGUUGACGCCGUCUAGUUGGACGUCGGUGUGGGACGGUGAUGUUAAAAGCGUUUUCAACGUCCCUCCGUUGUCUCCGUUGUCCCCUCACCCGGCAUUAGCUUUUACACAACUUAUGGUUGUAUGAUUUCUAGUGGAUAACAAGAGUUAUCUAAUUCCUUUUUGGUUUGGCAUUUUUAUUGUAUAUAUUUUGUAAGUACAUUCAUAUUUGGUAUGCAAUUCAUACAUGUAGAACUCACUCUACAAGUAUAUAUGAAACCAACACCAAAUAUUAAUUAUUAUUUUUUAUGUAUGGAAGUAAUUUUUAUAAAUAACACGUCUUUGUAUUUUUUA